Molecule: messenger RNA, 4483 nt
Organism: Asterias rubens (European starfish)
Lineage: Eukaryota; Metazoa; Echinodermata; Asteroidea; Forcipulatida; Asteriidae
Product: GATOR complex protein DEPDC5-like
Exons: 23
Coding region: 80-3757 (1225 amino acids)
Biological process (GO): positive regulation of autophagy; negative regulation of TORC1 signaling; cellular response to amino acid starvation
Cellular component (GO): lysosomal membrane; GATOR1 complex
Molecular function (GO): GTPase activator activity
Source: RefSeq, a predicted model, not a curated record
GUUUCGAUCCUUAUUUGGAGAUCUGUACAUCGAGAAAGCGGUGAAUGGUUUUCUAACGGAGCUUUUUAGUCAAUGGAAGAUGAGAAACAUCAACAGUGAACUGACGCUGGUCUUGUUUUCAAGAACAUUUUAUGAAGCUAAGUCAUUAAAUGAGUUUCCGGAAGAAAUGCAGAGUGCAUUGCAUUUGGAUGGUAGCGGUAGAAUUUAUGAGGAUUUUUACAGGGUCAUGAUUCAUAAUGAGAGAUGCGAUGACUGGAUGCCUAUGCUGGCAUCACUCAAACAGAUUAUGUGGCAAUACAAUCAGAGCAUCAGUUCAUGCCAUCAAGCAGAUGAUAGAAUUCCAAAAGGCUACAACUCUAAGGCAGCCGAUGGUAAUCUACUAGAAGCAAUCAACAUGUCACUCAACGUAUUUGACAAUCACUACGUCAACAGAAACUUUGAUCGGACGGGUCAAGUGGUUGAAAUUAUUACGCCUGGUGCUGGCGUGUUCCACGUGGACAGAACACUGUGUGAUAUCACCAAGCAUCGUAUGAUUGAUUAUGGUGUUGGGAGUGACUUGGUUUGUCUGGCAGAGCAACCUCCUCAUCCAGUACCUCUACUCUUGUUCAGUGAUGAUGAAGCCAAGAGCCUGAAUUCCACCAAUACACACCAUAUCCCAUACUGGCUGAACUACAGCUUCUAUCUAUCACCUAGUCAGAGACAGCGGCAUUUCUCAUCCGCUCAAUCACACUUCAUUCCAAAGUUCAGACUGCCAACAAAAAACUUAAAAAACAGCACAGCUUCCACAAACGCCAACAGCCUGCCAAAGCUACCCCCUAAAACAGCAACUGGUAUCUACUAUCCAGUAUCACAUGAAUCUUAUGAUUCAGACAGUGAGAUGGAUGAAUGUGCACAGUUUGACAAGUCAAUCUUCAAAGUGCACAACAUGAAGACACAGAAGUGUAAUAAUCCAUUCGUACCUGCUUCCUUGACGACCAAGCUGACUCCAGAUCGGAGGAGGUGGACCCAUACCUUCCCUCAUGGACCUCAUGGAGAUGUGAUCCAGCUUCAUCACAAACACAGCUCCCUGACCAGCGAGUCCACUGGUAACAGCAGCAGUGACCUCAUCAGUUCAUCAUCAAGUGCAUCUAGUCUCUUCAAUGAAUCCGCUGGAGAGGAGACUACUAAUGAUGAUUCUCCAAACAGAAUGCUCGGUUUGAUGGUGAAUUUGAAGAGAAGGAUUGGAUGCGGAUGGGGCAUUACUGGAGAGCAAGCUUGGACACCCUUCCUACAAACAGGCGUGGAUUGGAAGUCUCUGACUGCCACAGCCUGUUUCCCGAUCACGACAGACUUCUAUCCUGACAACAAGACCCUGGAGACGGACUUCCAUGAGAACCCACAAACCUUGGACAUCAUUCCCGAAGAUGGCGAGGAGAUGUCUCCAUCUGGUAAAACCAUCCAGAGCGUCUUUGAGGAACUCAUCUCACAGAGAUUGAUUCAGAAUUACCAGCUGAUUCUGUUGCCCAAAUCAGAGAUAGCCAAUUUAUCCCUCAAGGGAAGCAGCCAUCUUCCUUUAGUCACUAAUCCAGACAAGCAUGUGUUUAUCUUGAGCUAUGGUCAGUCGUAUCAUAAGAUAAGCCUCAAGCCAGAUAUGAAGAGCAUAGAGAUCGUCAGAUACACAAAGAGGAAACAGAGGACAACUCUGAAGCUGGGUUACUCCUACAGACUGUGGCCGAUUUGCAAGUCUGGCUACGAGAUCCGCCAUACUAGAAUAUUCCGUAAUCCAAUAGAUAAUAAAUGGAAUCAUCGUGAUAACUACAUCUGUUUAGGAGGUGCUGCUAUGAGAGAGGGCUUCGACCUGCAAGAGUCGUUGAAGUUUUGGCGAAGUCGUUUCAUCCUCCUCCCUUCAGCAUCUUCCUUGAUGCGCAAACUCUGUGAUCAGAGUUACCAAGGACCCUUGGAUGUCUUUGAGGAAAGAACAGAGUCGCAGAAGAUGACUCUGCAAGAUGGUUUCCUGCGGUUUGUGGAGGGAUUGAAUCGUAGGCGACGAGCGCCGAGUCGACCUCCAAGCAAGAGACCAUCUGUGGCUGCGGAUCCCAACGCUGGGAGCACAACUCGUCGCCUGAUUUCUCGUACUAGUGGAAGUGGGGACUCUACCCCUACAAGUUUCCAGCCCAACUUGAGUCUCAACACAGCCACCAUUACUAGCGCCCUCGCUGGGAUUAGUAUAGCCAGGGGGAAGGAGGACGGGUCGGGCGUCUUUAAGAGUUAUCCGAGCUCACCAGAGAGAGAGAAACUCAGUCUGGCCUCACCUCUGUUGUAUAUAACCAACAAGAUGAGAGAUAUGAUUGAAGGAAUGAAUUUCAUCACGGGUGACGUCAAAGGUUUGCCCCAAGGAGACUGUUUUGUUUCAGCAGACUGCGUAGCCUGGGUGCGGAAAACCUUGGCAGGGAGUGUCACUCAUAAAGAAGCUAUGGCCCUUAUGCAGGUAAUACUUGAGGAAGGUUACAUCCGAGCAGUGUUCAGCAGUGCUGCGAAGAAAACUUUCAUCUAUGGCUACUACAUCUAUCAGCUCACAUCCGAAGUCCUUAGCCCAGAGUCCAAAAGACCAAGGUCAUCCACGAAAGAUACACGCUCACCUUUGACCUUCACCUUUGACCCUGCCUCUAGUUCUCAAUGGUUUGAAGUCUCUUGUGAACACAUCAAUGAGGGAGAUGAUGAUGAGGACAAUAAGAUGCCCUCCCGCGUUGAGGAUAAGAAAGGAAAUGGAAGUGAAGAGAGGAACAAUGUGGAUUCUGAACUUGGGAAAUCAGCAGAUGAGAAAAAUGAAGAUGACACAAAGAAGAAAUCGGAGAGUAUCAAGCCCUCUGUGUACAAAUCACUCUUCCUGGAGAUCGACAGCAGUAAACUGACUGACCGUGUAGAGUGGUGCCAUGUUGGGUAUCACAGUGACUACAACGUUGAUAUGGCCUUUGAGAUUGAGCUUCAAUGGUUGACGUCAACACCAAGCCUCCUGCAUGAAUUGUUUACUAACUGGGCUCGUCGAGCGGUUACCUGUGGUUUUCACCUGGUACCAACACAUCUGGAUCCAUUUGGCUUCAACGUGGACAUCUCCGACUCGUUACACAGUCCUCUGUUUAUUGAGCUUCAGUUACCCGAGGGCUACUUACAUGAGAGAGGGGGGCUACAGGAGGGCAGUCAGGCACUGGAGGACGCUCGUAGAAUACAGCAAAUGAUUAUUCAAAGGUUUGGUUUCCUGAGUAACCAGACAUCAUGCUACAGCCCUCUAGCCAGCAACACCCAAUCAUCUGAUCACAGUUCCCUUCCUAUCCACCAGCAGUACAUUCACACCACAGGGUGCGUCUUCCUCCUAGUGAUGCCCUUCCAUCGACCCCCCUUCACACCACGGACUGAACAGUUACCCUGCCUCUGCAAGCUGGGAAGCCUAGGGUCAUGCAGAGAUAGACAAGACAGUCAGGAGUCGUACGUGGUCAACAGUGCGGCAGCCAGCAACCACGGCCAGCAGUGGUCUGGCUUCACCAACCACAUAUGCCAGAGCUACGGAGGCAAGCUUGGCUUCCUCUACAUGCACAACUACCUCUUGACCAAGAAGUGGCGGUCGUCGGCGACGGGAGACGAGAAGUUCCACGAGAGUCUGUUGGCGGACCUCUGUAGAUUCUGCUCUGGUGAGGACGGAAGGUUGGGGGACUUGUUGACGAAGAUGUCAAGCUGUGUGGAUGAGGAGGGGCUGGAGACAGUGACGCCAAAGGAAUCCUGAGAUAUUCAAAGGUCUGUGUCUGAGUAUAAAAGUGUAGGUCUAAACACACAGCGAUGCAGAACAUGUUCCGACACUCCUACAAGUGUAGGUUCCUAAAACUAAUCCUAACCCUCAUCUUAUUGUGUAGAACACAACAGUUAAGUUGGUAACAUUGGACACUCGGAACAUCUAUAGGGAUGUCGUGUCGGAACACAAGGAUGAUGUGUCGGAACACAGGAAUGUCGGAACAUAGGAGUGUCGGAACAUAGGAGUGUCGGAACAUAGGAGUGUCGGAACAGGUGUUUCAGACCACAGGAGUGUCAAACAAAACAAUGUUUGAACGUAGGCAUGUCGGAACAUACAUGUAUGGUGUCGGAACAAAGCGCAGCCACCAAAUAUGAUGCAUCUGAGAGAAGGGUAUCGUAGGUUGCUUGAAAUUUUGGCUGGAAUACUUAGGGUUUUUAGAUUGUCUUUCUUUUGCAUUGCAUGUAUUUCAAUGCAAUAUCAAUGAUAUAUUAGACAAUGCAAAGCUUCGGUGGACGCAUGCACCAUGGCUCUUGUGUGAAACACACUUACGUGCAAAAAAAAAGUUCCAACUUUUAAACACUGUCUUAAAAUUUGCUCCCUGAAAUUUUGUGGGUGUGAUUAUUUAAAAGCAAUCACUAUCUUUUAGUUUAUCGUUAAUAGACCUUAUGCAUUGACGUCAUCCAGCCGCCAUCUUAGAGGAAAAACGGUGACGAAACAAUC